AUGGCAGAGUCACUUGAAGCAUUGAAGAGGAAAAGGGCUGCAUCAAGAGGUUGGUUGACAAGAGCUGUACAGAACCUCCAGGAGGUUUUAAAUGAUAACAACAGUAAUUAUGAGAAGUUAGAUCAAGUUGCUGCUGAAUUUGAUAAGAGGCUAAUAUUGUUGGAUGAGGCGCAGACAGCUGUUGAAGUAGAACUUGUUAAUCCUGAUGAUUUAGAUGCAGACCUUGAUGAAGCAAGUAAUUUUCGCAAAGCUGCAACAAAUGUUAGAUUUGAGGUCACCAUGCGAAUGAAGAGAGCUAAUGAUGGCAGUGACAGUGACAAAGGCUCUGUCUCCAGUAUGAGCACCUCAGAUGCAAAGCUGCCAAAGCUAGAGCUUCCCAAAUAUGAUGGUGAUCUGACCCAAUGGCAGUCAUUUUGGGAUAGAUUUACAGCCUCAAUAGACAGGACUGACAUACCUGUUAUUACUAAGUUCACUUAUUUACAAUCAGUGUUACAAGGAAAAGCAUUGUCUGCCAUCCGAGGAGUAACACUCACUGUUCCAAAUUACAAGGUUGCAUGUGAUAUAUUGAAGAAUAGAUUUGGCCGACCUCAAAUAAUCAUAAAUGCACAUAUUCAUGCACUAAUGAAUAUCUCUGUAGCUCCUAAAAUAAGAGGAGCAAAUUAUGUUGAAUCGCUGUGUGAAUCUUCUAGACCAGCUCCAUUGGCAUGUAAGAAGUUUGGAGAGCUUUGGCAUUAA
Messenger RNA from Penaeus vannamei (Pacific white shrimp), 735 nucleotides. RefSeq lists its product as uncharacterized. NCBI's taxonomy places the organism in Eukaryota, Metazoa, Arthropoda, Malacostraca, Decapoda, Penaeidae. The record is from RefSeq and is a predicted model, not a curated record.